Fusarium oxysporum Fo47 is the source of this 1344-nucleotide messenger RNA. Its product is annotated as WD40-repeat-containing domain protein. The annotation marks the transcript as partial. Gene Ontology annotation, molecular function: protein binding. The record is from RefSeq and is a predicted model, not a curated record. The transcript has a single exon. NCBI's taxonomy places the organism in Eukaryota, Fungi, Ascomycota, Sordariomycetes, Hypocreales, Nectriaceae.
GAAAGACCUGCGUACGUUCGGAUCAGAUCUCACGACUCGAGAAACCGCCAUUUCAAAAACCUAUUCCUAGCACAAGAAUUGGUAGGCGGCACACAACCUAAACCGGGGUCCGCUGGAUCAGCGCCCCAGACUGCGAUUGGCAGCAAAAUGUCAAGUGGUGGUACUGCUACCAUCUGGACAGCCGAUUUCAGCUUGGGAGGACGCUAUCUAGCAGUUGCUGGCAAGGAUCGAUUCAUCAGAUUAUUCAAGGUCCUCACUACGGACGACGAACGAAUGGACCAGCAAAUGCAUGACAGCCAGCAAGUAUCAGCGUCAAAAAGCUAUCCAGCACCAGUAUUUCUGUCAAUUCCUAUCAAAGAGUUUAAGGGCCAUUCAGGGGAGAUUUUAACCUUAAGUUGGAGCAAGAACGACUUUUUACUCUCCGGUUCAACAGACAAAACUGUUCGUCUAUGGCAUCCAAGCCAACUAAACUGUCUUCGAGUAUUUCAGCAUAACAAGACUGUAACCUCGGUUUCAUUCCAUCCCACCGAUGACCGUUUCUUCCUUUCUGGAUCUUUUGAUGCUACGCUAAGACUUUGGGAUAUCCCAAGAACAUCAAUUAUCUACUCGCUACCCGUGGCAGAUAUUAUAACUGCUGUAGCUUUUGCACCGGACGGCAAAGUUGCGAUAUGCGGUACUUUCAACGGAACAUGCGUGUUUCUCAACACUGAGGGCCUCACGGAACGAAAUCGACUAUCUAUUAGGUUUUCAGAAACUAAUAGUAGUGCAUGCUUCAAAAUUACAGGCCUACAAACGUCAAAUCCUUCUGACAGUUUUGAAACACCUGGCCAAGCAAAAUUGAUGAUUACAGCAAAUGACUCACGGGUCCGCAUCUAUCGUCUUUCAGAUUAUGGUCUUGAAACCACACUCGAAGGAAUCAAAAACCAAUCGAGCCAAAUACACGCUCGUUUCAACGAUACUGGGGACUAUGCAAUAUGUGGCAGCGAGGGCGAUGAGGUUCACAUCUGGCACCUGGGCUCUGGUGAGCGUAAAGUACCUUAUGAGAGAUUUCAUACACACUCCGAGGUGGUCACAAACGCGAUUAUGGCUCCAAUUGCUACUCGACAGCUUGUGGAUCUCACAAAAGAUCCCAUCUAUGAGCUUUGCGAUUCUUGUGCCUCAGGAUCUGAUGAUUUAUGUAAAUCUACAAAUCAUGCAACACGCCUCUCGCAAACAUCUUUUGGAUCUUCAACGAAAGGGACGAAAUCUGCCACUGAUAGACAUCCUCAUGGUCACAUAAUUGUCACGACAGAUACCAUGGGAAAAAUAAAGGUGUAUCGUCAAGACUGCGCUUUUGUUAAGCGG